CUUUCUCUUUGUUGCUUUGCUUUGGUUUGCUUUCUCUAUCAGUUAAUUAUUGUGAGAUAGAUAGAUCUGUUUCUCUUUAUUCAUAUUUUGUGUGUGGAAAAUCCCAAGUCAACCGCACCUCAUCAUUUGGUCUUGGUUGUUCCUAGCACCACCUCAUUUCCCACUUUCUUUCCUCUCACUUUAAUUCUCUCAUCAUCACCUUCUUCUUUCUUCGGCCUAUAUAACUCCUGGUUAUCCCUAUCAUUCAGUCCACCAUGGGAAUGAGCAGCAUGAAGGUGCAUCAGUUCGCACGUGGACACUGGGACUCAUCCACCACCAAUCUUGAACCCUCCCUCAGCCUUGGAUGCAAGCGCUUACGCCCUCUUGCUCCCAAACUCUCCGACACUACUGCAACCACUACUCUCGCUCCUUUCGAUCUCAAGAGCUUCAUCAGACCCGAAAGUGGCCCUAGAAACAAGCUAGCAUCUCCUCAUGACCAUGAGAAGAAAGAUUCCUCCCCCUCCCAGGUAGAGAUGCACCCGGGAGGGACGCGUUGGAAUCCAACACAAGAGCAGAUAGGGAUAUUGGAAAUGCUGUAUAGAGGAGGAAUGCGGACUCCGAAUGCUCAGCAGAUAGAGCAAAUCACUGCUCAGCUUGGCAAGUACGGCAAGAUUGAAGGCAAGAAUGUGUUCUACUGGUUCCAAAAUCACAAAGCACGCGAAAGACAGAAGCAGAAACGCAGCACUCUUGGUCUCACGCACUCUCCAAGAACCCCGACUCCUGUAAUUACCACCACCGGGGAAGUACUGGAAAGAGAGGAAGACAGUCCAUACAAGAGAAAGUGCAGGAGCUGGGCAUUUGAUUGUUUGGGAGACGAUUCUAGUAUUAUAACUUGUAACAAAGACGUCGUUGAGGGAGAUAGAACUCUGGAGCUCUUCCCAUUACGCCCAGAAGGCAUGAGAUGAGCUACAGACGACCAGCUAGCUUUAGUUUGUUUUCCACUAGUACUAGUACUACUCUGAUCUCUUAGUCUGCUUUGACAUGUGCUUUUCUUCUUUCUUUUGUUUCGGGAAAGAAGAAAAAGACAUGUAAUUGUGUCUUUUAUGUACUGAUCGAUCCAUCUAUCUAUCUACUAGUGCCUUUUGAAAACCAAAGCAACGCUUUGUCAAUUGUCACUAGCUAGAAUAGACUACUCUUUAUUCCAACCAAGUUCUGAUCUCUCUA
This is a messenger RNA of Rosa rugosa (rugosa rose), 1203 nucleotides long. Its product is annotated as WUSCHEL-related homeobox 4. Gene Ontology annotation, molecular function: DNA binding; DNA-binding transcription factor activity. Gene Ontology annotation, cellular component: nucleus. Bases 255 to 944 code for a protein of 229 amino acids. The record is from RefSeq and is a predicted model, not a curated record. Gene Ontology annotation, biological process: phloem or xylem histogenesis; cell division; procambium histogenesis. The transcript is spliced from 3 exons. NCBI's taxonomy places the organism in Eukaryota, Viridiplantae, Streptophyta, Magnoliopsida, Rosales, Rosaceae.